Messenger RNA from Patiria miniata (bat star), 1191 nucleotides. RefSeq names its product beta-3 adrenergic receptor-like. Gene Ontology annotation, biological process: G protein-coupled receptor signaling pathway. Gene Ontology annotation, molecular function: G protein-coupled receptor activity. Bases 1 to 1191 code for a protein of 396 amino acids. Gene Ontology annotation, cellular component: membrane. The record is from RefSeq and is a predicted model, not a curated record. NCBI's taxonomy places the organism in Eukaryota, Metazoa, Echinodermata, Asteroidea, Valvatida, Asterinidae. The transcript has a single exon.
AUGGCAAGCGUUAGGCCAGCUUCAGCCGACAAUGUGAGUUCCGUGUUAUCGGUUUAUGACAGUUACGCCGAAAAGCAGCUGUUAGCCGCCUUGUACAGUCUCAUCUCGAUCGCCGGUGUGCUGGGUAACAGCUCUGUCUUGCUGGCCGUGGUUCUCUCCCGUAAACCUCGCACAACCACCAACGUUUUUGUGGUCAACUUGGCCGUGGCAGACCUCUUCACUUGUCUGAGUUUGCCCAUCAUGGUCUUGGCAGUGCUGAGCGAGAACAGGGAAAGGCUUCUCGUUUCACAUAGUCUCUGCGCUUUGCAGGGAUUUACAGCCAUCGUCUGCAUCGGAUGCAGCCUAAAUAACAUUGCGUCAAUCGCCGUCUAUCGCGCUUUGAUUACCCGCCGGAAAAGCCGGGGUGACCGGGUCUGGUUGUGCAAUCAUUAUCGUCUGGCAGCAAUGGUCGCUUUAACCUGGCUCAUCCCCCUGGUAGUCGGACUCUUGCCGAUUGUAUCUGAGUUUGGCUCUUACGAGUACGAUGAUAAGUUGAGCACAUGUUCCUUCAACCCGACAGCCCAGGGCUCCGGUACAUUCUCCAAAAUCACGGUGUCCCUCUACUACCCGUUACAAGUCUUGUGUAUCCUUACAAGUUACGCGUCCAUCUUCUUCAAAGUUCGAAGACAAGGAAGGAGAGUGAACGUCAUUCCCAACCAGCCCCUCGCUGUGGUUGGUGGAGUCAUGAGGCUACCUGCAAGACCAGGAACACCCCGGCAGCCACAUCUACCAGCCGAUGAACCUCCUCCAGCAAACAACCAUUUGUCGGUAUCUACUGCAAACAACCCAGUGCCGAGAGGAAGCAGUCCGUCCUCUUCAGCUUCCCACGCCACCCGGGAACAGCCGGCCAAUCGGAGGCACCUGUCUCGCCGAAGUGUCGGCAUCACGCGCAGCUUGUUUCUGGUCGUUUUGGUGUUCUUUGUGCUCGUCGCACCCUACUUCGUGACAGUCUCCGUCAUCUCAGACAUUUCCAAGAAGUUCAUUCCCUUCUUGGGCAUGAUCUGUGUCUCCAACAGCUGCAUGAAUCCUAUGAUUUAUGCGUCCCGUCACCCAGAUUUCAAGACAGUUAUCCGUUGCAUCGUGCUGUGUAGACUGUCGAAGAUACCCAUGAAAUCGUCGCUACUCCGACGCGUACUUUCAAGCAGAGGAUGA